This is a messenger RNA of Corticium candelabrum, 1292 nucleotides long. Its product is annotated as ankyrin repeat domain-containing protein 29-like. Lineage: Eukaryota; Metazoa; Porifera; Homoscleromorpha; Homosclerophorida; Plakinidae. The record is from RefSeq and is a predicted model, not a curated record. The transcript is spliced from 10 exons. Bases 76 to 1116 code for a protein of 346 amino acids. Gene Ontology annotation, molecular function: protein binding.
CGUAGAAUGUACAGAACGUCGGAGACUUCUCUACUCAGUUGAUGUGUCUACUGUGGGCGGUGAGCACAGAAAGAAAUGGAGAAAGAAUUGUGUGAAGCGGUGGAGAGAGGUGAUAUUCCAUUAGUAACGGGUUUUUUGGAAUUGGAUGUUGAUGUUAAUACGCGUGAUGAGCAUGGGGACACUCUUCUGAUACAAGCGUGUUUGUAUAAUCAGAAGGAAAUAGUUCAGUUUCUGCUCACUAAAUCAGCAGAUGUUAAUGUGACUGGCUGGUGGGGACAGACGGCUUUGAUAAGAGCAGCAGUGUAUGGGUUUUACGACAUCAUUGACAUAUUAUUGAAGACCAAAGAUAUUAAUGUGAUGAAGAAAGAUGAUGAGGGAAUGACAGCCAUACAUUGGGCUGCACUGAAAAAUCACAUGACCAUUUUAGAGAGACUUUUGUCUUGUUCUGUUCCUGUUGAUAUCAAUGAUAAUGAUGGUCGUACACCACUGUUGUUUGCUGCCUGUUGUUGUCAUGUGUGUUGUGUUGAUGUUCUUCUAAAACAUGGAGCGAGUCCCCAACAUAAGAAUGAGAGGUAUGGAUCACCACUGGAGGUUGCCAGGCAAUUAGGUCACAGUAAUGUGAUUGAGAUGAUGGAAGAAGCCAUAAGAUUGACAUCUCAUCCUUAUGUGGAGGGUCGCAUGUCUGUCAUGAGACAUCAAUACCAACAGACAAUUGCUGAACAGCAGAGUGAGAUUAUGCGUCUCAGAACGGCAGCAGCUGAUACAGUUUGUGAAGGCCACACGGUUUCUGAUGAAUCUUGGGUGCUGUCACAGCCACCAGAACUCAUCAUGCUUGCUGUCAGUGCUCUGGCUUGUGAUCGUUGGAGUGAUGUUGGUCUUGCAUUAGACUACACAGUGAGUGUUCUCAUCGCACACACUGCAUCCAUUGCUGACCCUUGCAGCAAACUGCAUUUCAUACUGAGAACGAAAGCCGAAUCUGUUGGUGCCAGAAAUGUUGUUCCUAUCAUCUUGUCUGCUUGCCAGCAGAUUUCUAUGCCAAUUUGUGCUGCUGCAAUAAGAGAUGAGGUGGAACGUCAAGAGAGACUGAAAAACACAGAACAGUGGACAAUAGAAUAAUUGACUUUGUCACUUAUUUGUUUGCAUGGCUGAUCGGACCGGUAUGGUUUAUUGUUGAUGUAGGCAAGUGAUGUGUUACGUUUUGGAAGGUAGCACAUCUUCCUUGUUUGUAAUGCUACAUGAUUUCUUGCUGUUUUUACAUUAUAAUUAUGGUUAUCUUAAUAAAAUAAUUUGAU